GGUCUCUCUCAGUCUGAGGUUGAUGUUUCAUUAAAGAUUGGGUUUGGGUUUGUGAAUGACUGUGUAUGUGUCCCCUAUCUGUAUUCCUCUCUUAGGAACCACAUGGGUCUCCUACAUUCUAGACCUGCUGUAUUUUGGCCAGAGAGACCCUGAGCAUCAGAGACCCAUCUUUGAGAAAGUUCCUUUUCUGGAGUUGCUCAUUCCUCUUUACCCUCCAGGGGUGGGAGGUGCUGGACAACUUAACCACCUCUCCUCGCCUCAUCAAGACUCACCUCCCAGUUCAGUUGCUUCCCAAGUCCUUCUGGGAGCAGAACUGCAGGAAGUGUAUGUGGCCCGUAAUGCCAAGGACAGUGCUGUGUCUUAUUUCCACUUUGACCGCAUGAACCAGACACAGCCAGAGCCAGGAGACUGGAACAACUUCUUACAGAGAUUCAUGGACGGAAAGAGUGAGUAA
Messenger RNA from Salvelinus sp. IW2-2015, 454 nucleotides. NCBI's taxonomy places the organism in Eukaryota, Metazoa, Chordata, Actinopteri, Salmoniformes, Salmonidae. The record is from RefSeq and is a predicted model, not a curated record.